CCCCCUGCCUCGGCCAAUGGGGAAGAAGCUAUUCGGCGCCCUUUCCACAGGUUGCGCGUUCUCCCUGCCGCCAGGGCUUAGGGAGCGGGUCCUGGUGGCAGAGAAGGCGGGAGAGGCGAGAGUGGGCUUGCGGAUAGUCUCAACUAAAAUAUCAAUAUAGCGGGUGGAGGAAACUAAAAGUUAGAUUAGGAAUCAAGAAACGAAAGGAGGAAGGAAAAGGCAGUAUGGGACAGACGGAAAAGUUAGUAAACGGAAGAUGUGCUUCACGAACGAUCAGGCGCUGCUCCCGUCGCCUAAGAAAGAGAAAAUUCAUCUGGAACAGAGGACCAGAGACUUGAGUUGUCAUAAAGUGAGUGACUCCUGGCUUUUCCUUCUCUAUUAACCAGAGGCACAAAGAAAGUGUAGCUUCUGAGCUAAAUGAUGGCAACGUUGCGGAGUAAAGAAGAACAUGGGAAGGGGUCAAAGAAAACCUUCGCCCCACCUGUACAAAAAAUGCAUAGCCUGAUGUGCUAUAGCCCUAACUCACCCAAGGAGGAGACCCUGGGGAUCAGUUCCUCAAAGGACAGGUUAGAGAAGAAGGAGGAGAAAGCAACCACAGAAAAUGGUCCAAGCAGUGGCCAGGAGAAAAAAGGAAAGGCUCAAGACAAGCAAGCAGAGAAGAAAGAAAAGGAAAAAUUAAGUCUCACCAAUGCAGAAUUUGAGGAGAUUGUCCAGAUUGUGCUACGGAAGUCCCUCCAGGAGUGUUUGGAGACUUCCUGUGCCCAGCCCAUAAGACGUGCCCAAUUAGACAAGGAACCAGGAAUUGCUUCUUCUACUGAUAAUGAUAAUGCUGAUGGAGAGAAGGUAAUGGUACCUCAUAUUCUAGAGAUUUCAGCCACUAAGGAAGCUGGAGUAACCUCUGUGAUAGAGACACCUAAGCCAGGCCAGCCAGAUCCUCCACCUUCUGAGAAGAAAUUCAAUAGAUUCUCCUUAAGCAAAGGAAAGAAAGGAGCCCAAGAUGAGAAAAUGGAGAAAGCCCAAAGUGGACGUGAGCCCAGACAGAAAGCUCAACUGAAAAAAACAGUUCAAAAUCAUUCUCAGAUCAGAAACCAACAAAAAGGAGAAGUCAGUGGUUUUGGUCAGUGUCUCGUCUGGGUCCAGUGUUCCUCCCCAAACUGUGAGAAGUGGAGGCGGCUUUGUGGGAACAUUGACCCCUCAGUGCUUCCAGAUAAUUGGUCCUGUGAUCAGAAUACAGACUUGAAGUAUAAUCGCUGUGACAUCCCUGAGGAGUCCUGGAUAGGGCAUGAGAGUGAUGUGGCCUAUGCCUCCUACAUUCCAGGAUCUAUCAUCUGGGCCAAGCAAUAUGGUUAUCCUUGGUGGCCAGGCAUGGUAGAAUCUGAUCCUGACCUGGGGGAAUAUUUUCUUUUUGCAUCUCAUCUUGAUUCCCUGCCGUCUAAGUACCAUGUGACAUUUUUUGGAGAGACAGUUUCUCGUGCUUGGAUCCCAGUUAACAUGCUGAAGAACUUCCAGGAGCUGUCCCUGGAGCUAGCUGGAGUGAAAAAGUGCAGGAACAAGGAUUGCAGUCAGAAACUGGGAGUGGCCCUGAUGAUGGCUCAGGAGGCAGAACAGAUCAGUAUUCAGGAACGGGUUAACUUGUUUGGUUUCCGGAGCCGAUACAAUGGAUCUGACAAUAGUCGGGAAGGAAAAGACAUAACGCUUACUGGGGCUAACAGCCCAGAUUCCCGCGUGGAGAAAGAAGGGGAAGAGGCCGUGUUGGAGGAGGUAGAGGAGGAGGAAGAAGAGGAAAAAGACUCAACUUUGCCCAGUCCCAAGCCAGCCAAAAUUCAGACAAAAAAACCCAAGGCAAGAGGCAUAACAGAUGGACGAGAUGGGAUCCUGCAAAGGAAGACAACAAAGAGAUCUCUGGGAAAUGAAUCUGCAACGCCUGUACGCAUAAUGGGAAGGAAAGAAGGACACAGGAAUUCAGAGCCUGACCAGCCAGGCCCUAAGAAAAAAUUUAAAGCUCCCCAAAGCAAAGCUGCAGAAACCAACUUCCCUGAGGACAAAGAAGCUAGGAUGGAGCCAAAGGGCCCGACCCCACCAGCUCAUCUUGGGGCUUGUCCCAUGGUGGGGAAAGAAGGCUCAAAGUGUCCUCAGGAGGCUGGAAGCGUCCUCCAUGACGAUGAAACCUCCAGUGACCUGGACCUGGAGCAACUCCUGGAAGAUGUUGGAGAAGAGCCGGAGCAGCUGGAGGAGCCACAGUGUGGAGAUGACCCUGGGGAGUUCACCACGACCUUCUUUGAGGAAUAGCUGUGUGCUCCUGCCUCACCCGCUUCCACAGGAGCAGCAGAGAGAGCCCCUCAGAGGGUCCCUGAGAAGCUACUAAGUGUGGGGUUUGUUCCUCAGCUACAGGUCAAUUGGCUAAAGUCACGGCUCUGCAGUUUAUGUGUUAAUAAAACAGGUUACCGGCUUAA
This is a messenger RNA of Panthera uncia (snow leopard), 2453 nucleotides long. It is a transcript of the gene ZCWPW1, whose product is annotated as zinc finger CW-type and PWWP domain containing 1. The record is from RefSeq and is a predicted model, not a curated record. Gene Ontology annotation, cellular component: nucleus. The transcript is spliced from 18 exons. Bases 418 to 2289 code for a protein of 623 amino acids. Gene Ontology annotation, molecular function: zinc ion binding. Lineage: Eukaryota; Metazoa; Chordata; Mammalia; Carnivora; Felidae.